GUCUCACCCUGUGUUUUUAAAAAGCGGCGGUUUAUGUUUCCACCACCUUUUGAUGAAACGAAAGUAUCAAGUUGUUCAUCGAAGCUUUCCGGCACAAUAAUAAGACUUGUUUUUCACCAGGAUCAUGGAAUCAAGGCAGCUUUCUAAGGAGCAAGGGCUUCUUGGAAGGCUGUCCCCUGGAGAAAAGAAGCUAAAAGGAAAGACCUUCUACCUGGAUAAUGUGAGGAAACGCUCAACAGCCCUGCUUUUGGAGGCCAUAUCUUUUUUAGGAGGGAGGGUUGAGAGUUUCCUCCACAAGGAUGUGAGCUUUGUUCUAACUGGAAGCCAUGAAGGCCUACAGGAUGAGAAGUGUGAUGUCACCAAAGGAGGCGCAAAGAGAACAAGUGAAGGACCUCAACAUCUAGUUAAGCAGCAGGAGAGUGGCUUCAGCAUUGGCAAACAGCCACCAGGAACCCCCAGACCAAUGGCUUGUGGCAGUCGAGGAAAGGCUCUGCUUGAAAAAGCUAUUCGCAAUAAUGAGCGACUGCAGAAGAGCUGUGUUUUGUCUAGUGCUCGGUCAUGGGGAGUGAAGAUUUUGUUUGCUGAUGAUGUCCUCUUAUAUCUGAAACAAUUGACUCGAGACUGUUUCAGUGCUAAACAAAAGAGGACAGAGAAAUCUUCAACCAAACAAAGUUUUCCUUCCGUUAAAGCUGCUGCUUUGAGGUCUCCAUAUCUUAAAAUUGAAGACUCAAGUCGGAAAUACAAGCCCUUGCACAUGCAGUCGAUGACCUUUCCUGCUCUGUAUUACUCCGGCCGAUUUAGUCCCUUCGAGUCUCCUCCUCCUCCUCGGUUUGAGAAACAGAUGGAGCAAAGAGAUGAUAAAACAAGGGAAAAGAAAGAUGAAAUUCAGGAUAAAUCUCUGAGUCUGCCCAGGUGUAAUCCUUCAGCUUGGCGGCCUCGCAAAAAAGACCUUUCUUAUUGUGAAUGCUGCCGUCAGUCCUUCAGUAAUCUGGAGGAGCAUUUACAGACUGAUCAGCACAGAUUAUUUGUGCUGGAUCACUCAAACUACAGAGCAGUGGAUCAGCUUGUGGCUGAAAUGCUUCCAGGCUUUGACCCCAGUCCAUCUCCGCAACGAAAAGAAACACUGAACAGACCACCAACUCCCCUGCCCAUCCAUGAUAUCUGUGAACUGGAGCCCCUUACUGAUGUUGAGAUGGAGCAGGCUGUUAUGGCUCUGCAUAGGCAUGGUUCAUCAUAUAAUACUCCCAUUUCCAGUCCUAAACCAAGUCCUCUUUCCUCUGACCCUGUCAGUCCAUUACCAGGUGUUAAUUUUACUGUCCCAAAUCCAGACACUUUAGCUGCUUACACUCCUUUCAGUCUUGAGACAGGCUGCCAAUUCUCUGAUAUACAGCCUCAUGCUUCAAGCCCAGCCAUGCCUGUGUUGACUGUUGAACCACAAGCCCAGGAUCAACUAGACCAACGGCCUGAAGUUCUCUCUCCAUGCCCCAUUGAUCCUUGUCCCUUCCUUGACCCCUACUCCCUGCCUCCAGUUCUCAGCCCCCAAGUCCCAUAUUUUCCCCACAUUUUAGAUGACCAAUGUCCCUAUUCAGAGCCCCCUAUUCUCAGUCCUCAAAAGUGCACCAUGGAGGAGACUUGGGAAGGACACACUUCAGAUGAAAUGAACAUUGCAGAGUGUAUGUCCACAGUUUCUCUUUCUGUUCCUCUUUUUUCUGUGGCACCCAAUGCUGAGAAAGAGGGAGAAUCAAAUCCAGAGGAGCUUGUUGGAUUCAGUGGACUCAUAUGUUCUAGCAGGCGUUUGAAGUGUGCUGCUGUGUUGUCACAAGGAUCUCAUUCACUCCCUUGUUGGUCAGCAGUUGCACCAAACCCCAACAAACGCUGUCGAUCUGCCAGUUCUGAACAGAGCCAAAGUAAAAGGAGGAAGAUGGCGUCAUUCAGGCACAGUGGAAGCAGGUCUGAUGCAAGGCCUAAAGCUGAAAAACAACUAGAGGACAAAAAAACUGUUUCUGAAGGCUGUUUAUUAUUUGAAAAGGACUCUUGUAUAACACAGUCUUGUCUUAUCCCAGAUGUCACAAUGUCAUUAACUUCUUGCUCUACGACUGGUUUAAAACAAACUUGUACCACUUUGCCUUUUCCUGCUGAACAGUAUUUCACCCAGGUACCUAACCCAGCUAACUCUGUCGAUGAUCAGCCAUCAUGUCUGCUGCCCUCAAAAGCAAAAACCUUUGAUCCUCUUCUUGACACUGGCAAAACUCUCUGUGCGAUUUCCAGUCAAGAUUCUCAGCGUUCGCUCGCUCACUCAACCUCUGUCUGCAUCGAGCCAGCCCUCAUCCCAGACCUGGCCAUGCUCUCCUCUUCAUCAUCAGACUCCGACUGGGACUGCGACCUGCUGUCACACCUGGAUCCCACCUCAGCUGCACCACAGACACCCAUGGAGCACAACUGUGAGCUUGACAAAGAACUGCUCCACAGGCCAUGUCCCUGGAUGCACAACACCAGCUACGAGUCACAUCUGCACACCGUCCUUCAGCCGCCAGGUGCAGCCACUUCUCUGUGUGGGGAGGACCCGGACCCAGACCCUUCAGCAUUUUCCAGGACUGUGGUACAGAUUGUUGAAGUUCAGCACUGAUGUUGGUUUUCUAGAGUAUUCUUUGAAGAACUUCUACCAAAAAGCAAGUCUUUAGUUUUUGAAGUGGGCAGUAUGGAAGCUCUUAAAAAUAAAUGUACAAUGAAUAAAUAUUUUAGACUUAA
Molecule: messenger RNA, 2748 nt
Organism: Melanotaenia boesemani (Boeseman's rainbowfish)
Lineage: Eukaryota; Metazoa; Chordata; Actinopteri; Atheriniformes; Melanotaeniidae
Gene: dbf4b
Product: DBF4 zinc finger B
Exons: 12
Coding region: 125-2626 (833 amino acids)
Biological process (GO): regulation of cell cycle phase transition; positive regulation of nuclear cell cycle DNA replication
Cellular component (GO): Dbf4-dependent protein kinase complex; nucleus
Molecular function (GO): protein serine/threonine kinase activator activity; nucleic acid binding; zinc ion binding
Source: RefSeq, a predicted model, not a curated record